Messenger RNA from Eptesicus fuscus (big brown bat), 3571 nucleotides. RefSeq names its product nuclear factor of activated T cells 2 interacting protein (gene NFATC2IP). The record is from RefSeq and is a predicted model, not a curated record. NCBI's taxonomy places the organism in Eukaryota, Metazoa, Chordata, Mammalia, Chiroptera, Vespertilionidae. Gene Ontology annotation, biological process: cytokine production; positive regulation of transcription by RNA polymerase II. The transcript is spliced from 9 exons. Gene Ontology annotation, molecular function: protein binding. The coding region runs from base 42 to 1391 and encodes 449 amino acids.
AUAACCUAGAGGUGGGCGACUUUAGCGGUGGGGUCAGUGCCAUGGCGGAGCCGGUGAGGAAACGGGGCCGGCGCUCCAGAGGCGGCGGUGUCGGCCGAGGAACUCGGGGGGCCCGGGGCCGGCGACCUGGCGCCCAGCGGUGUCCAGCCCGGCGCUCCGUGGAGACGGUGCUUGUGGACUUGGUCAGCGACAGUGAUGAGGAAAUCUUGGAGGUUUCAACGGCGCGUGGCUCCGCGGACCCGGUCGAAGUCUCGCUCCCGGAGUCCCCCGUGCCGGUCGCGCCCCCCGACAACCGGGACGACAGCGACAGUGACAGCGAAGGGGCGGACGCACGGCCGGCUGGAGCCCCUCCGCCCCUGGUCCGGCGGCGGCGGCGGCUGCUGCUGGAUCCGGGGGAGGCACCGGCGGUUCCGGUGUACUCCGAGAAGGUGAAGAGCAGCCUCCAGCUCAUCCCAGAUCACCUGCCCCUCCUGAAACUCUGUCCCCCAGGGGCUGAGGAAGAGGGGGAUAUGGCGGACUCUAGCAGUCCCCAUGCUGAGGAUCUCCCAGGCCCAGACUCUCCCUGGAAGAAGAAGCUGAGGAGCAAGGCUGAGGAAGAAGAAGAGAGAAGGACGGUGUCUCUGUCUCAGGACACCUCUCCUGUGCCCUCACCUCUGCCAAGGACCAAGAGCAGAAAACAUUCUCGAGCUCUCCAGAAGUUAAGGGAGGUGAACAAGCGCCUCCAGGAUCUUCGCUCCUGCCUGAGUCCCAAGCAGCGUCAGGGCCAGGACCCCCUGAGCCAAGACGAUGAGGUGGUCCUUUUGGAGGGGCCCGUUCUCCCAAGGAGCCCUCGACGCUUCCAGCUCAAAGUCCGGUGCCGUGCUGACCUGAUCAGAUUGCCCGUCACCAUGUCGGAGCCCCUACAGAGUGUGGUGGACCACAUGGCCACCCAUCUCGGGGUGUCCCCAAGCAGGAUCCUCUUGCUCUUUGGAGAGACAGAGCUGUCCCCUACCGCCACCCCCAGGACCCUAAAGCUUGGAGUGGCUGACAUCAUUGACUGUGUGGUGCUGGCGAGCUCCCCCGAGGCAGCAGAGACCGCCCACCUGCUCCAGCUGCGCGUGCAGGGGAAGGAGAAGCACCAGACGCUGCAGGUCUCGCUGUCCCGAGACACCGGUCAUGUUGCAUUAGUGCCCACCCUAAUCCAGAAUGACCUCAUCUUAACUUGGUUACAUCUGCGAAGGCCCUACUUCCAAGACUCUCCUCUCAAGACCCUCAUGUCCCACUACGAGGAGGCCAUGGGACUCUCCGGCCACAAGCUCUCCUUCUUCUUUGAUGGGACAAAGCUUUCGGGCAAGGAGCUGCCGGCUGAUCUGGGCAUGGAAUCCGGGGACCUCAUUGAGGUCUGGGGCUGAAACCCCACUCCCUGUUGGGAGGCCCUCCUGGGACCCCACUACUGGACCUGGAUGACAGCUGUCCUGUGGCCCGGAAGGGCUAGCGGAAGCUGAGGUAGAACUCACCUUUAAGCGGAAGCAAAACCGAGGCUCGGUAUUUGCCCCCUCUCCUGUUGACUAGUUUCACACUGUUAGUGCCCUGCUGAGUUGUGCUUGUCAUUGCUGCCGGGGUGCACUGUGGCUCCAUGCACAUGGUGUGCUGAGCUUUGCGACCCCCCGCUGGGACAUCCCCCCCCCCCCCUUUUCACUUCCACCAUCACCCUUUCCUUCACUGGACUGCUCAUGUUUGAAGAGGGAGUGGAAAUAAAUGAGGGUUGAGAAUGGGAUUCCAGCCCUGGGAUUGACGCCACCUAGGACAGCAGUGGCGUAGUGUCAUUUGGGGAUAGGUGGUGAGGUUUGCUUGAGGCACACACGCAGGAAAAGAAAUGAUCCAGCUCACACAGGCAGGAGCUUAGCGCAGGCAGACGGGGCUACUCAGUGAAGGAUCUCGAAGGUUCUCGGCCUUGGAGUCCAGCGCACCCAGGUCCUUUAGAGCCCCUUCCUGCGGCGCACACAUUGUUGAGGGCAUAACUGAGCACAGGAAGCCUUUGUUUUGGACCUCAGGUCCUAGUCCAUGCAAGGAUCUCAUGAGGGCCCUGGUUUCAUGGCUUUUCUCCCUUCACGCCAUCCUUUCCCAUAAGCACCCACUCUAGGAUGUCGAUUACCUGUCUCUGAAUAUGAAUGUAUCCUUGUAAACGCAGUGCCGCACAUGUGAAUACCCUUCUUAUGUACGUGGUGUGCUGUGAUCUGUGCGGCUCCUUUUCUCACCCAACACGUGUUGCUUGUUUUACAUCGACCUCGUUGCUUUGAACAGCUCUGCGACAUUCCACAGUGGGCGUCGCCCGUGUGUCACGUACGUGUUCACUGGUGGCCCCCUAGGUGACUCCAUCCCUCGGUACCUACAACCCCUUGGCACAUAGACAAAGCCACGACGAAUACCCUGUUGUGUCCCCUUCCACGCUGACGUGGCAAGUUCUCUGGCAUAGACACCAGGAUGGGUUAUGGGCCAGGUUAAUUUCUCUGUUCUACCAGAGUUUUCUUUAGAUGGUCACUGACCCUCCACUGGUCGCUCCCCAUUUCUCCCUCCCACACUGGCACUUUGAUUGCCCAGUUCCUCUUUUUGCCAGUCUGCUGGGUAUAAAGUGGCACUGUGUUUUAAUGACAUUCAUUUCAUUCCCAGGAAUUUAGGAAAUUUCUUCAUGUACCUGUCAGCCUUUCUGGUUUCCCUUUCUGUAAGCUGUUCAUUUCUUUGUUUAUUCUCAAGAGUUGCUCGUAUAUUCCUGGGCAGUUGCAAAUAACUCAGAAUGGCACUUGGGUUUAUAUAUCUAGGAGUGCCCUUUACUGAACGGACAUUUUUAAUUUUAAUUUAGGUGAAUGAACUGUUUUGUUGUAAUUUGUUGCUCUUUGAUUUAUUUAAAAGUAGGUAAGAUAUUUUGCAUUUUCUUUUGUUAGCUUACUGGCUCUUCCUUUCUUUCUUCUUCUUUUUUAAAAAUAUUUUUUAUUGUUUUUUACAGAGAGGAAGGGAGAGGAACAGAGAGUUAGAAACAUCAGUGAGAGAGAAACAUCGAUCAGCUGCCUCCUUCACCCCCCCCACUGGGGAUGUGCCCGCAACCAAGGUACAUGCCCUUGACCGGAAUCGAACCUGGGACCCUUCAGUCAGCAGGCUGACACUCUAUCCACUGAGCCAAACCGGUCAGGGCCUGGCUCUUCCUUUCACGUGUAGGCCACGAAGUGGGGCUGAAGUCCAGCUGGUGCGCACCGGCACUGGCCGUGGCUGGUGUCUGCCUGCAUGGUUACACAUUUCUUCUCGUUGGUUGAUUCCAGGCUGUACUGGCUGCUAGAUAGUGAGGAUGACUUUUCAACUAUUUAAAAUUCACAUUUGCAUAUGAGAUCCAAGUCUUAUUUUCAUUACAUAAUGAGCCAGUUUCCUCAGUGUCUACUAAUAAAGCCAUUAAUUUUCCACUAGAUGUGGUAUAAUUUUGGCAAUAGUGUAUCACAUUCUUAAAAUAUUUUUUGUUAGAAUGUGGCAUUCUUUUGACCUUGUAUUGUAGGAAAGAAACCUUUAUAACAUUUAAAUAAUAUAUAAUACAGUAUAGCUCUCA